GACCCCUCAAAAAAAAAAAAUUUCGAACAGGAGGGUACGAUUUCUCUCUCGAACCCUAGCCCGGUAGCCCCCUCCAUCUUCUCCCUCGUCCGCGCGGCGACGACGCAGGGUUUUCUGUCGGGGGAUUUGUUCGUCGCUGACUCGCCGGCGUCCAAGAUGAGGCCGGUGUUCGUGGGAAACCUUGACUAUGACACCCGCCACUCGGAGCUCGACCACCUCUUCUACCGCUACGGCAGGAUCGAGCGCAUCGACAUGAAGUCAGGAUUUGCUUUCGUUUACUUUGAGGAUGAGCGUGAUGGUGAUGAUGCCAUACGGGCUCUUGAUGGUUAUCCCUUUGGCCCUGGCAGACGCAGGCUUUCAGUGGAGUGGUCAAGGGGUGAUCGAGCUGCUAGACGUGAUGGUGAUAAACCAGCAGCAAACACUAAGCCCACUAAGACGUUGUUUGUCAUCAACUUUGACCCAAUCAACACAAGAGUCAGUGAUAUUGAAAGGCACUUUGCACCAUUUGGGAAUAUAUCAAAUGUUCGGAUAAGGAGGAACUUUGCUUUUGUCCGGUUUGGAACAAUGGAAGAAGCCAGAAAAGCUCUUGAAGCUACUCAUGCUACCACCCUUUUGGAUAGAGUGAUUUCUGUGGAGUAUGCCUUUAGGGAUGAUGGUGAAACAAGUGAUAGAUAUGACAGCCCUAGAAGAGACGGCUAUGGUAGGCGUGGGGAUAGCCCAUAUCGCCGUUCUAUUAGCCCAGUGUACCGGUCACGACCUAGUCCUGACUAUGGUCGCCCACCAAGGUCACGACCUAGUCCUGACUAUGGUCGCCCACCAAGGUCACGACCUAGUCCUGACUAUGGUCGCCCACCAAGUCCUGUGUAUGGUUCGUAUGGCAGGAGCAGGAGUCCUGUUCGUGAUCGCUAUAGGAGAUCUCCUGGUUACCGAUCAAGAUCCCCACCUGCCAAAAGAAGAGCUUAUGACUAAUUCAGAACUCUCAGCUAUAGUAGUUGGGGCUGGGAGCUUGUAUCCGCUAUUUCCUAGUGUUAUAUCAACUAGUAGCAAGGAUUAUUGUGCCGUGUUUUGAAUUGGACCGGUUAAGCUAUGUGCCUAUGUCAGAGAUUUUAGUUUAUACAGUAUUGUCAUCUGGCUGUUAUCGUGUGUUCUCUAGCUCUCUUUUGCACUA
Molecule: messenger RNA, 1168 nt
Organism: Panicum virgatum (switchgrass)
Lineage: Eukaryota; Viridiplantae; Streptophyta; Magnoliopsida; Poales; Poaceae
Product: serine/arginine-rich splicing factor RS31-like
Exons: 6
Coding region: 157-969 (270 amino acids)
Biological process (GO): mRNA splicing, via spliceosome
Cellular component (GO): nuclear speck
Molecular function (GO): RNA binding
Source: RefSeq, a predicted model, not a curated record